Messenger RNA from Sphaerulina musiva SO2202, 1843 nucleotides. RefSeq lists its product as uncharacterized. NCBI's taxonomy places the organism in Eukaryota, Fungi, Ascomycota, Dothideomycetes, Mycosphaerellales, Mycosphaerellaceae. The coding region runs from base 572 to 994 and encodes 140 amino acids. The record is from RefSeq and is a predicted model, not a curated record. The transcript has a single exon.
CUCCGAUGUGCCUGCUGUGUUAGGAGGUGAGAAGAUCAGGCCGCAGCAGGAGUGAGCUACCUUCUACUUCUUCUUCUUCUUCUUCUUCCUCCGCCUUCUCUUUCCUUCUGCUUCCAUCUCCUCCACCAGCUGCGUCUCCUUCUUCCUCCUCUUCCUCCUCCUCUUCCUGAACCUCCUCCUUCUCUCCCUCGCUCACCCACUGCCUCAUUCGUACAACGACGUUGCUGCAGUCCCUGCCUGACUUCUGACACGUUUCCGGUCGGCGCUGCGGAUUCCUAACGCCUUCCCGGUUUCCGUUCGAACGACAGGACACGACAUAACUUACAUUGGGCAAGAAACCUUCCGGGUCCUCCGGCAUACGUCACCAGUACAUGGAGUGACAGGAAAGAAGGAUACACGCGACGGAACGCCGUGUACGGCCAAUUCCAAUUGUAUUCCAUAUCACAUCAUUUCUAUUUGACUACCCUGCGACAGCCUGGUGAAAACACGGUAUCCAAGCACGCGCAACCACGAACAGCUGCCUACGGUCCCCUGACGCAGUCAGAACAGAGACUUCGACUCCGACUUCAUCAUGGUGUUUCCCGUCGACUCCAUUCCAGCCGUCUAUCACGAGGAGCGUGAGGCGGCAGACUCGGCCAAGCGACAUGCGCACAUCCAACAGCAGAAGGCCAAGGUGCACGCUGCACAGGUUGCUGCUGCACUGAAGGCACCAGCGGCAGAGCAGGCCAAGCCGUCGGCGGAUACCCCGCCGCAGCGACCACAGUUGACUCGCCCUGUCUCCUCCACCGUUUUCGGCAAUAUCUAUCAGGGUUUUGCUCGCUCGUCGCAGAGCACGCCACAACCACGCAGCAUUGCUAGCGGCAGUUCCACUCCCGUCACCACGCCUCCAGCCAAGGUCGUCACCCAGGCGGAGCUCGAGCGCGACAUGGCGCGAGCUCAGAAGUUGGCGGAUCGGAGGCAGGGCGCCGACAUCGUCGGGCCGGGAUGGUGGUGAAAACCAGCUAGAGAUCGCUGCGAGCGACUGAGGUCUAUGAUAUUACGGUGUUAUGAGUUACGACCAAAAACACUUUCUGCGCUGAGCAUGGCGUUAGUGAGAGAGCGAAAACGCAAGCGGAGUCUUGAGAUGGAGCGAGGAUUAUAUUAUCGUUACCUUAUCGGAUAUUAAGCUAGGGGAGGGCAAAAUGGGAGGGUUAGCGUCGGCGCAACAAGUCUGUAUACUACCUGUAUGGGGGUAAGAAAUCAUGCAACAAUGCAUUAAUCACAAUGGAAUGUUAACGUCCUCCACAUUCCACAUCCAUGUGCACGGGUCGUUCCCAACAGGUAAGCUCCGAUCGAAAUCGUCCGCUUUGUGGUCGCGCAGCUGCUUCGGGAUAGAGGCCCAAUGGGCUCGGUGUGUAUGGCCGCGUCGUGCGGGCCUGCACAAUCGCUCACGCAGCAUGUCGAACUUCUAUGUCGCUGGGCUGAGUGUCCCAGAGGAUGCUCCAAUAGAAGAAUCGGCCAACACUCGUGGGCCCUUGGGUGCACCUGAGAUGCCCAAUUAUGGUCUGCCAUCGCACAAGGAGCCUCGCCACUUACCGGGCCACCAUCGAGACGCUACAGCCUUGACGUUGAGCGACAACUACAAGUCCAAAGAGCCCGUCGGGAUCGGCGUUGAGCCACUGAAUAUCAUCAUUCUGGGGACGUCGUUCGCGGGCCUGUCGUGCGCACAUCACUUCUUGGACCACACCAUUGACCGUCUUUGCACCACAACACAAGCGAGCUAUCGCUUGAUCGUGAUUGGGCCCUCGACGCAUCUGUAUUGGAACAUUGCUGCACCUCGGGCACUGGUGCCUUCAGGACUGGU